AUGCCAGGGACGUGGAGGGCCGUUUAUUUUCUAGGCAUUGCCCAGAUUUGCAGUCUCUGGUCUUCCCGGUGGAAUUUGGAAGGGGUCAUGAAUCAGACUGAUGCUUCUCGACCCCUAAAUUGGACCAUCCGGAAGCUAUGCCACGCAGCCUUUCUCCCAUCUGUCAGACUUCUCAAGGCUCAGAAAUCCUGGAUUGAACGAGCAUUUUAUAAAAGAGAAUGUGUUCACAUCAUACCCAGCACCAAAGACCCCCAUAGGUGUUGCUGUGGGCGCCUAAUAGGCCAGCAUGUCGGGCUCACUCCCAGUAUCUCUGUGCUUCAGAACGAGAAAAAUGAGAGUCGCCUCUCCCGAAAUGACGUCCAGUCUGAGAAGUGGUCCAUCAGCAAGCACACUCAGCUCAGCCCAACAGAUGCUUUUGGGACCAUUGAGUUCCAAGGAGGUGGCCAUUCCAACAAAGCCAUGUAUGUUCGAGUAUCUUUUGAUACGAAACCUGAUCUCUUGCUACACCUGAUGACCAAGGAAUGGCAACUGGAGCUUCCCAAACUUCUCAUCUCUGUGCACGGAGGGCUGCAGAACUUUGAGCUCCAGCCCAAACUCAAGCAAGUCUUCGGGAAAGGGCUCAUCAAAGCGGCCAUGACAACCGGAGCAUGGAUCUUCACGGGAGGGGUCAACACAGGAGUCAUUCGCCAUGUUGGAGAUGCCUUGAAGGACCAUGCCUCUAAGUCUCGAGGGAAGAUAUGCACCAUAGGUAUCGCCCCCUGGGGAAUUGUGGAAAACCAGGAGGACCUGAUUGGAAGAGAUGUAGUCCGGCCAUACCAGACCAUGUCCAACCCCAUGAGCAAGCUCACCGUCCUCAACAGUAUGCAUUCCCACUUCAUCCUGGCUGACAACGGGACCACGGGAAAAUACGGAGCAGAGGUGAAACUCCGCAGACAACUGGAAAAGCACAUUUCACUCCAGAAGAUAAACACAAGAUGCCUGCCGUUUUUCUCUCUUGACUCCCGCUUGUUUUAUUCAUUUUGGGGUAGUUGCCAAUUAGACCCAAUUGGAAUCGGCCAAGGGGUUCCAGUGGUGGCGCUCAUAGUGGAAGGAGGACCCAACGUGAUCUCGAUUGUUUUGGAGUACCUUCGAGACACCCCUCCUGUACCAGUCGUGGUCUGUGAUGGGAGUGGACGGGCGUCCGACAUCCUGGCAUUUGGGCAUAAAUAUUCAGAAGAAGGCGGACUUAUCAAUGAAUCUUUGAGGGACCAGCUGUUGGUGACAAUACAGAAGACCUUCACAUACACUCGCACCCAAGCUCAGCACCUCUUCAUCAUCCUCAUGGAAUGCAUGAAGAAGAAGGAACUGAUCACAGUAUUUCGAAUGGGAUCAGAAGGCCACCAGGACAUUGAUUUAGCUAUCCUGACAGCAUUACUCAAAGGAGCCAAUGCAUCUGCCCCAGACCAACUGAGCUUGGCUUUAGCCUGGAACAGAGUUGACAUCGCUCGCAGCCAGAUCUUUAUUUACGGGCAACAGUGGCCGGUAGGGUCCCUGGAGCAAGCCAUGCUGGACGCCCUAGUUCUGGACAGAGUGGAUUUUGUAAAAUUACUCAUCGAGAACGGAGUAAGCAUGCACCGUUUUCUCACCAUCUCCAGACUAGAGGAACUGUACAACACGAGACAUGGGCCCUCAAACACAUUGUACCACUUGGUCAGGGAUGUCAAAAAGCGAGAGUAUCCAGGUUUCGGUUGGAUCUAUUUUAAGGGAAACCUGCCCCCAGACUACAGAAUCAGCCUCAUAGACAUUGGCCUGGUGAUUGAGUACCUGAUGGGCGGGGCUUACCGCUGCAACUACACCCGCAAGCGCUUCCGGACCCUCUACCACAAUCUGUUUGGCCCCAAAAGGCCCAAAGCCUUGAAACUGCUGGGAAUGGAGGAUGACAUUCCCUUGAGGAGAGGAAGAAAGACAACUAAGAAGCGUGAAGAAGAGGUGGACAUUGACUUGGAUGACCCUGAGAUCAACCACUUUCCCUUCCCCUUCCAUGAGCUGAUGGUGUGGGCUGUCCUCAUGAAGAGGCAGAAGAUGGCCCUGUUCUUCUGGCAGCAUGGAGAGGAGGCCAUGGCCAAAGCCCUCGUGGCCUGCAAGCUCUGCAAAGCCAUGGCUCAUGAGGCCUCUGAGAAUGACAUGGUUGAUGACAUUUCCCAGGAGCUGAACCACAACUCCAGGGACUUUGGCCAGCUGGCUGUGGAACUCUUGGACCAAUCCUAUAAGCAGGAUGAGCAGCUGGCCAUGAAACUGCUAACAUAUGAGUUGAAGAACUGGAGCAAUGCCACGUGCCUGCAGCUGGCUGUGGCGGCCAAGCACCGUGACUUCAUUGCACACACGUGCAGCCAGAUGCUGCUCACUGACAUGUGGAUGGGCCGGCUCCGAAUGCGCAAGAACUCGGGCCUCAAGGUAAUUCUGGGAAUUCUACUUCCUCCUUCAAUUCUCAGCUUGGAGUUCAAGAACAAAGAUGACAUGCCCUAUAUGACUCAGGCCCAAGAAAUUCACCUCCAAGAGAAGGAGCCAGAGGAGCCAGAGAAGACCACAAAGGAGAAAGAUGAAGAGGACAUGGAGCUAACGGCGAUGUUGGGGCGAAACAAUGGAGAAUCAUCCAGAAAGAAGGAUGAAGAAGAAGUCCAAAGCAGGCACCGGCUAAUUCCUGUGGGCCGAAAAAUCUAUGAGUUCUACAAUGCACCCAUUGUGAAGUUCUGGUUCUACACUCUGGCAUACAUCGGCUAUCUGAUGCUCUUCAAUUACAUCGUGUUAGUGAAGAUGGAGCGCUGGCCUUCCACUCAGGAAUGGAUCGUCAUCUCCUACAUCUUCACUCUGGGAAUUGAGAAGAUGAGAGAGAUCCUGAUGUCAGAGCCUGGCAAGCUGCUGCAGAAGGUGAGGGUGUGGCUGCAGGAAUACUGGAACGUCACCGACCUCAUCGCCAUCCUUCUCUUCUCGGUGGGAAUGAUCCUUCGACUUCAAGACCAGCCCUUCCGGAGCGACGGGAGGGUCAUCUACUGUGUGAACAUCAUUUAUUGGUACAUCCGUUUGCUAGACAUCUUCGGCGUGAACAAGUAUCUGGGCCCAUAUGUAAUGAUGAUUGGGAAAAUGAUGAUAGAUAUGAUGUACUUUGUCAUCAUUAUGCUGGUGGUACUGAUGAGCUUUGGGGUCGCCAGACAAGCCAUCCUCUUUCCCAAUGAGGAGCCAUCUUGGAAACUGGCCAAGAAUAUCUUCUACAUGCCAUAUUGGAUGAUUUAUGGGGAAGUGUUUGCAGACCAGAUAGACCCCCCCUGUGGACAGAAUGAGACCCGAGAAGAUGGCAAGACAAUCCAGUUACCUCCAUGCAAGACAGGAGCAUGGAUUGUGCCGGCCAUCAUGGCCUGCUAUCUCUUGGUGGCGAACAUCCUUCUGGUCAACCUCCUUAUUGCUGUCUUCAACAAUACAUUUUUUGAGGUAAAGUCGAUAUCCAACCAAGUAUGGAAAUUUCAGAGGUACCAACUCAUCAUGACGUUCCACGAGAGGCCGGUUCUGCCCCCACCGCUCAUCAUCUUCAGCCACAUGACCAUGAUAUUCCAGCAUGUGUGUUGCCGGUGGAGGAAACACGAGAGUGACCCAGAUGAAAGAGACUACGGCCUGAAACUCUUCAUAACUGAUGAUGAGCUCAAGAAAGUCCAUGAUUUUGAAGAGCAGUGCAUAGAGGAGUAUUUCAGAGAGAAGGACGACCGCUUCAACUCAUCCAAUGACGAGAGGAUACGGGUGACAUCAGAAAGGGUGGAGAACAUGUCCAUGAGAUUGGAGGAAGUUAACGAGCGAGAACACUCCAUGAAAGCGUCACUCCAGACCGUGGACAUCCGGCUGGCUCAGCUGGAGGACCUCAUCGGACGCAUGGCCACAGCCCUGGAGCGCCUGACGGGUCUGGAGAGGGCGGAAUCUAACAAGAUCCGCUCAAGGACCUCCUCGGACUGCACAGAUGCAGCCUACAUCGUCCGCCAGAGCAGCUUCAAUAGCCAGGAGGGGAACACCUUCAAACUUCAAGAGAGUAUAGACCCUGCAGGUGAGGAGACCAUAUCCCCAACUUCUCCAACCUUAAUGCCCCGUAUGCGAAGCCAUUCUUUCUAUUCUGUCAAUGUGAAAGAGAAAGGUGGGAUAGAAAAGCUGGAAAGCAUUUUCAAAGAAAGGUCCCUGAGCUUACACCGAGCUACUAGCUCCCAUUCAGUAGCAAAAGAACCCAAAGCUCCUGCAGCCCCUGCAAACACCUUGGCCAUUGUUCCGGACUCCAGAAGACCCUCUUCAUGCAUAGACAUCUAUGUCUCUGCCAUGGAUGAGCUCCACUGUGACAUAGACCCUCUGGAUAGUUCCAUGAACAUCCUUGGGCUGGGCGAGCCAAGCUUUUCAACUCUAGCACCUUCCACAGCCCCUUCAAGUAGUGCCUAUGCAACCCUCGCACCAACAGACCGACCUCCAAGCAGGAGCAUUGAUUUUGAAGACCUCACCUCCAUGGACACUCGAUCUUUUUCUUCAGACUAUGCCCACCUCCCAGAAUGCCAAAACCCCUGGGACACAGACCCUCCAAUGUACCACACCAUCGAGCGUUCCAAGAGUAGCCGCUACCUAGCAGCCACACCCUUUCUCCUAGAAGAGGCCCCCAUUGUAAAAUCCCAUAGCUUUAUGUUUUCUCCUUCAAGGAGUUACUAUGCUAACUUUGGGGUGCCUGUGAAAACAGCAGAAUACACAAGUAUUACCGACUGUAUCGACACAAGAUGUGUCAAUGCCCCUCAAGCGAUUGCUGACAGAGCCACCUUCCCUGGUGGUCUCGGAGACAAAGCAGAGGACUUAUCUUGUUGCCACCCUGAGCGAGAAGCAGAGCUGAGCCAUCCUAGCUCUGACAGUGAGGAAAAUGAGGCCAGAGGCCGGAGAGCUGCCAAUCCGAUCUCCUCUCAGGAGGCUGAAAAUGCAGACAGAACCCCAUCCAACAACAUCACAGUUCCCAAGAUAGAGCGCGCUAACAGCUACUCAGCAGAGGAGCCAAGUGCGCCAUAUGCACAUACCAGGAAGAGUUUCUCCAUCAGUGACAAGCUUGAUAGACAGAGGAACACCUCAAGCCUCCGAAAUCCCUUCCAGAGAAGUAAGUCCUCCAAGCCGGAGGGCCGAGGGGACAGCCUAUCCAUGAGGAGAUUGUCUAGAACAUCAGCUUUUCAUAGCUUUGAAAGCAAGCACAACUAA
Molecule: messenger RNA, 5235 nt
Organism: Arvicola amphibius (Eurasian water vole)
Lineage: Eukaryota; Metazoa; Chordata; Mammalia; Rodentia; Cricetidae
Gene: Trpm3
Product: transient receptor potential cation channel subfamily M member 3
Exons: 27
Coding region: 1-5235 (1744 amino acids)
Biological process (GO): monoatomic cation transmembrane transport; protein tetramerization
Cellular component (GO): membrane
Molecular function (GO): monoatomic cation channel activity
Source: RefSeq, a predicted model, not a curated record